Messenger RNA from Cuscuta campestris, 1600 nucleotides. NCBI's taxonomy places the organism in Eukaryota, Viridiplantae, Streptophyta, Magnoliopsida, Solanales, Convolvulaceae. The record is from the annotation of a GenBank genome assembly.
GACUCCUAUAUAUAAGCCCCGCCACUGAUCUAUACAACUCUCCCCCAGCUCUCAUUGUCUAAGGAAUGGGAGGCAUCGGCAGCGAUACGAGAUCGUGUCCUCUCCCGCCGGGCUGCCGGUUCUACCCCUCGGAUGAACAGAUCCUCUGCUACUACCUCUCCGAGAAGAACGGCCGCAAUCGCAGCGAUGGCAUUAACGUAAUUAAGGAGAUCAACCUGUACAAUUUCGACCCUUUCGACUUACCGGACUCUUCCUGCUUCCGGUUCGGACGCGGCGGGAUACGGCGGCACUGGUUCUGCUUCGUGGCUAGGGUUUUGAAGGACAGAAGAACCAGGCGGGCUGGGGGCGGGUAUUGGAAGAGGAAAGGGAGGAUUAGGGCUGUACUUGAUAAGGAUGCAGGGAAAGUUGUGCUUGGGAUGCGCAAAUGUUUCGUUUUUUAUUUGGGGGAAUCUCUUAAGGGUGCUUUGAGGACUGAUUGGUUUAUGUAUGAAUACGCCCUGCCUAGUGCGGCUGCUUUUGUCUUGUGCCGGAUUUUUGUGAAAUCACCUCAUGGAAUUAAUGGGUCAGAAAAUGUGUUGAGUUCCUGUGCUGAAGAAAGUUUUGCAACAGUUCGUCACAUUGGUAUUCAAUUUAAUGGAAUAACGAAUUCAGCUACUGAAGAAACACUGCAGGAUGGGAAGAAAGAGACUUUGAAUUCCCCGGUGGAAACAGUCAGCAAGUUUGAGAAUCCUGUUAGUGAACCUUAUGAUGACUGGAUGAGAUCAACUUGUCAUUUUAGUAGUGGUGCUACGUAUUUUGAAGCCUUAUCGCCAAAUGAAGUAUUAGGCAAUCUGGAAGGAGAUUUUCUGGAGUUGAAUGACCUUCUUUGCCCGCUUUCGGGCAUUGACUAAUUCUGAUACAAGGAUUUUUAAGAGGCACAAUUGGGUGCCAGGAUCUUUCCCGUUUAAGAGAGAGAUGGAUCAUCGCUAAUUAGUGAUAUAAAAGAAAUCAAUGUUCACUACUGGGCUUACUUCAGGUACGAGUGAUUCAGAUAUACAGAAGACUGGUACAAUUCCAAAGAAUAGUUGGGAUGCAUGCUGUCAUGUACUUUAUAAAAUUAAGGUUUUAUAAGAUAUAUUGGUGGGCAAAAGCCUGGAGACAUGAAGUGUUGUCUGUCCUCUCGUGACAAUUGUGAGAUGGCAUAAAUCAUCUGGCUUACGAGGUUCUUUGAUUGAUGAAGAAAAAGAAUACUCAAUUCGUAAUUAUGCCAUUCAUAGGGAUGGCUUUGGGAGGUAACACGGUACGUGUCGUGAAUUAUAUGUAUCAAAAUCAAAUGCUGCUCCACCUUGCCAAUCCAUUGGUCAUUCUCUUGAAGGUGGAGUCGACUACUCAUUAAGCUGAUCCCGCUUAAUCUUGAAAAAUCAAUUAUCUCCAUUACCUGAGAUUUUGCAGGCAUCUGUUUUUCUGUUGUAUUCUCUAGUCGAUCGUCAAACAUACUUGUUUGAGGGAGAUGAAACUCAGGUUAAUUUACUGCUUAGGAGUUGAAAUUUGUGUGAACCUGUCAGCUUCUGUUGGUCCAUAAAUGUCACUCUCUAUGCUUUAUUAUUGCAGCAUUUGUUGG